Molecule: messenger RNA, 453 nt
Organism: Purpureocillium takamizusanense
Lineage: Eukaryota; Fungi; Ascomycota; Sordariomycetes; Hypocreales; Ophiocordycipitaceae
Gene: ibp1
Product: Protein-tyrosine-phosphatase
Exons: 2
Coding region: 1-453 (150 amino acids)
Cellular component (GO): cytoplasm; nucleus
Molecular function (GO): protein tyrosine phosphatase activity
Source: RefSeq, a predicted model, not a curated record
AUGUCCUCCGCCAACAUCCACACGCUGCAGCGCAUGACGGCCAAGACGCUGUCGGAAAAGAUGCUCCAAGAGAGCGAGUCCAAGGACCCAACCUUUGCCGUCAUUGACGUACGCGACGACGACUACAUCGGCGGACAUAUCCGGGGCUCGACCAACGUGCCGAGCGCGCAGCUCGACGCCAUGAUGGCGACGCUGGUGCGCAGGCUCAAGGACAAGGACGCCGUCGUUUUCCACUGCGCGCUGAGCCAGCAGCGGGGGCCGAGCGCGGCGCUGCGCUACCUGCGCGAGAGGGACGGCCUGCUCAAGUCGCUGGGCGAGACGAGGGCGCGGCCCGACGACCAGCCCCAGGCCGUGUAUGUCCUGGACAAGGGCUUCACCGGGUGGCAGGAGGCGUACGGGACGGACGAGCGGUUGACGGAGGGGUAUAGGAAGGAGCUCUGGGAGAAUUACUGA